Molecule: messenger RNA, 3169 nt
Organism: Pocillopora damicornis (cauliflower coral)
Lineage: Eukaryota; Metazoa; Cnidaria; Anthozoa; Scleractinia; Pocilloporidae
Product: inhibin beta A chain
Cellular component (GO): extracellular region
Molecular function (GO): cytokine activity; growth factor activity
Source: RefSeq, a predicted model, not a curated record
GGGCCAGAAUCUUCUUCUCUUUUCUUUCUUUUCUUUUCUUUCUCUUUUUGAUUUUUAAACAUAAUAUGUCUUCGGGCCAGUUAAGAGCGAGUGUCACCAAAACAUCUCGUAUCUGACUCUUUCAGAUAAUUGAAACGAUUUAGUUUUCGCGACGGAAAUUCAUUGUGAAUCGUUCUAGCAGCAGAACAUCAUAAAAUUCAGAUGUAAAACUAAAAAUAUAACCUCUUCUUGUCUUUUAUUCGAAGUGACUACAAAAUUGAAUUUGACGAACAAAAUAUGCGUAGUACUUUACUUUUUAUUUACAAGGCCUUAGCAUUAAUGCAGUAUGCUUAGAAUUUCCACAUAAACAUUAGCUUUAAAGGUGGUAUACAGGAACAGGAUAUUUGGAUUUUGAGUGGAACCAGCCCAGUUUCUGUCUCACAAAAGUGUACCAGUGCCUAACAGGUACGCUCACUUCAAUCUUCAAUUAUUUACUAUUGUCGUGCCCUUCUCUCUAAACUUGACAAAUAACCGUAUGUUAAUUUGCUUGAAAUACGCCUCGAUUCCAACUGAAAACGAAUACGGGUAUAAAGGGGUGCUUUGUUUCGAGUAAAGGAAUUAAUUAUUUGCUUUUAAAGCUCCAGCCAUCCACCAGAAGACGGUCACUGAAAAAAAAAAUUGCCGAUGUAUUGGCAACACUAGCUAAAAUACAAAGUGUACCCUCUUAAUCAGCUAUUUUACUUUGUGCCUGACGACAUAAUGUUGACGUCUAUCAAAAUUGUGUGCAUUUUCUUUCUUCAGAAAUGGACACAAUCACCUUGGAAGCCUGUAAUAUUUCGGCGUAUAACGUAUUUCACUAGAAGUAGACAGAUGCAUGAUUUUUUACUAAAAAUGAGAGUUGGGCUCACCAGGUGGACUUGUAACCUGAUAUUGUGUAAUUUAUCUGGUGGAUUUUGCUGCCUAAUACCAGGUGGUAUGUCAGGAAUACCAUCUAUUACAGGAAUUUUUAAUUUGCCAAAGUGCAACAGCCCAUCAAAAGCAACAUCCCCGAAGGUCGCCUUCAACACCACGAUGAGACAAAUAUAUCUGUUUCUGUUCUCUUUUUUUGCCUUACUUAUCACGUUGGUAGCCCCAAUGGUUAUCGGAAAAGGGCAUCCCGAGAAAAACGAAGAGUCUCCAUUUCCAGAGACAAACAAAACCGCUGCAGAAUCUCAUGAUGAAAAGCAAAACCUUUCAUUGAAUCGUAUCAUGAUCAUCAAGGAAAACUACAGCUACGAGGAAACAAAUUUACCCCAAACCCUUCGAGGAAAAUCAUCUCCUGAUACCAACAUUAAAGUUCCUAUCAAAGGAUCCACAGCAAAAACAAAACAUGAUACCACAUCAGAGGACAAAGACCGCGAUUUUGAUGGCUGUCGAAAAGAGGAUAUGAUCGUCCACACAGCAGAGCUUGGCUUGCCAACAAAGUACAUCCAACCUAAGACAAUCAACGCCUAUCAGUGCAAGGGGAAGUGCUCCCCCAAGCAGUGGAGAAAAUACAGCCUUCACUCGCUGCUCAAGGCGUAUUUGGAGGAAAAGAAAGGUAUCAGUGUUGAUAACAAUGCAUGCUGUGUGCCAACUAAGCUUCGACCGAUGUCUCUUAUCUAUUACGACGAAAAGCUUGGCUUUGUGAGGCACAUCCUUGACAAUGCGAUUGUUCAGGAGUGUGGUUGUUACUGAAAGCAUUGCCAAUUAAUUUCCUCGAAAUGGGGGAAUUUAGAGUUUAUUUGUUGAACGAAAUUAUAUACAAUCGACCAAGCCGUAGUAUACGGUGCUACGUAGAUUAAGCCCAGAUGCAUUAGUUAGAGUGACAUGUUACGAUUUUGUAGGUUGAUUUUAACAGUUGAGUGAAAAAGGUAAAAUUUUAUUCCUAAGUAUGCUUGUAUCAAUCCCGUCUUGCUUUCUUGCGUCAGAACUUCUAAACAGACGGAAUCCAGGCCAGGGCCCAUUUCUCAAAGGUCCCGCUUACUUAGUUGUUUUGAGUAAAGAUGGGGGUUUUAAAAGUUUUGAAAAUUAUACGGUAAAAAUAUCAGGUCGAGAAACAAAAUGGACUGGUUAAAGGGCCAGAAUCUUAUCUUUUGUUUAAGUUUUGAUUUUGAAACAUGAUAUGCCUCCGUGCCCGUUAGGUUACCGAAACUUUCGAGAAGCGGGUCCCUGGGCUGCUCUGUAAUCCUCGGUGUUUCCAGAAUUUGAGGAUCUUUUUUUUUUAUCCGCAAAAAUUUAGAGAGAGCAGUACAUUUUGGUAGAAAUACUUAAAUAUUGACAACAUAAAAGAGCUUGCUACAUUAAUAAAUAUUUUUUUGUGAGUCAGUAAAUAGUUUUGAACCUGUAGUAAAAGUUAAGGGUGUGGUCUUUUCGUCCGCUUGAGAGUAUUAAAGUGGACAGCUCUCACCGAAAGUGAUGCACGUCUCGACAACCUGAACGGAAGCCGUCAUUAGAAUGGAGUUGUUUGAAUUUGACCCGGGAAUCAGGAGUUCCAUGCUACAGGCGGCUAAGCAGCCAUUGGUAAUAUUUAAUAUGUAUUCCUACCUGAAGAGCGUUGUGUGAAAGCAAUGAUUUCAGUUAGAAUUAUGAAUGAUUAUCCUAUGAACCGCCCCCAUGAAUUCGCCCAUGGCCAGCUUGUUGUCGUAUUUUCCUCUCUAUGACGUCAGAGGGUAUCAUGCCCUCGAGUGUUCUCAGACCACCUCGGUUACACGUGAAAAGAGCAUGACUGAUGUUGGCGUAACAUUUAAAGCUUUCAGGUAUCUUACGCUCCUUUACUUUUUGAUAAAACUUAUCGAUAAAUGUUCCAUUUCUUUCUUCAUCUAUUACCUUCGUUGUGCUGUGUUGCAAAUCCCAACCAACUGAUGCCUCCGGAAACAGUUCAUUUUGUUUUUCUCGGCUUCGUCUAGGGUUAGUUUUAUAUCAGUAAAAUCCAUGAUGAUGAAAAAUAACGGAAGCAGAUAUACUGCGGACAAAGAAGCUUGUGUACGAAAACAAAAAUGCAAAACAGACCUUAAGUGCAACAAUAUGAUUGGUCAUGGUUUCUACAUUUGGGAUUGAUAUUUACUGUUAGGAAGCGAUGGUUUACGUUAUACAUGUAGCCCAUGAAGCAAUAUCCUUUGUAUAGAACAUUUCUGGAAUCAAAGAGGCAUUAAACAAAACGAGUUGAUUA